UCCAUUCAAGGGUUACUACACCUCUGCACGAACGAUUGUGCUCUCGUCGCUCAUUAUCUUAACGCGUGUUGUGACUUUCCCUCUUCCUUCUCCUCUCCUGCGUUCAAUCGAUUUGGAACCCCAAUAAAAAAAACUUGAAUGAUGAUGACCAUGAUUACGAUGACGACGAUGAUACAAAUUCAUCGUGUGUGUUGAGUAUUUUCUUCUUCUUCAGAAUUCUUCUUCGUUCCUCUCUUCGAUUCAUCCAUAGCGUAGCGUGAAUCAAUCUCGAUUAGGCCGCCUCCUGUUCUGUUCCGGAUCGAUUUCCGAGGCUUUUAUAUUGUUGAUCGGAUUUGAAUAGCCGGGUUAUUCAUUUCUGUUACCUGGAUAGCGACGAAGCCCGAUUCGUUUGUUUGAAUUGGGAAAUUACAAACUUUUCAGUUCUGGGCGAUUUUUCAUCAGUUUUCAUUUUUCAGGACGCUGGUCGAUCUGGUUUCAGGUUUUGCUCGCCGGUUUGAACGGUAAUCGCGAUUGGAAUUCGGGAUUUCCAUCGGAUUGAAUCGGGGUUCAUUCAAAUUGUCAGCUUAAUCGAAGCUAUAUCUCCAAAAGUUCGGAAAUUUGGCUGGAGUCAGGAUUCGAUCUGAUUCGGCUUUUUGGCUCAGCUGUUUUGAUCCGAAAUCGUGCGAUUUAGUUAGCUGGUAUCGAGUCAGAUUCAGUCAGGGCUUCUUCCAGACUUUCAGGAGCUCCUAGUUUCUGAGAUGGUACAUUUCCAUAGCUCGAUCUCGGUCUGCAACUCCAUCGAGCAAACUCCGGCACCGAACAUGGCGAACUCAAUCAACUCAGCAGAUUUGCAUCCGAAACCGAGGAACAGUAGAAAGUCCUACACAUCACCGAGCUCGAGCUGUCCUAAGUUUCCUGUCUGCGAUGGAUCACGAUCGGCCGCCAUCGACGUGGUGAUCCUGAUCGCGGUGAUCACAGCCUGCGGCUUCCUGUUCUUCCCUUACAUCAAAUUCGUCACUGUUAAAUCGGCACAACUCUUGGCAGAGCUCUCUUGUUUGGCCAAGGAAGAGAUUUUGCGGAACCCAAUAGUGUAUGGAUCCAUAGCUCUGAGCAUAUCAUGUGCAGCCAUCUCUGCCUGGGUAGUUGUGCUCUUGUGCACCACCACCCAAAAAUGCGGGAAGCCUAAUUGCAGAGGCCUUAAGAAAGCUGCAGAGUUCGAUAUCCAGCUGGAGACGGAGGACUGUGUGAAGAGCUCGAACAGCUCUUGCGCAGGUGGCAAGAACAAAAGGGGAUUGUUUGAGUUGCCACGUGAUCAUCACCGCGAAUUGGAGGCCGAGCUGAAGAAAAUGGCGCCCACCAAUGGACGAGCCGUUCUGGUUUUCAGGGCGAGGUGCGGUUGUUCUGUCGGGAGAUUAGAGGUUCCCGGGCCGAAGAAGCAAAGGAAGAUCAAGAAAUGAAAAGGUUCCAUCUUUUUCUCCAAAGAUCGUCCUUACACCGAUGUUAUAUGAGUAGCUAUGACACCUUUUCGGGUUAGUUAUUCUCAUAACCUUUUACAGGAACUUAUAUCUUUAUCCAUGUGUCUAAAUAAGAUGAAUAUACGAUGGGAAUAAACAGUGUAAGGAUAUUGCGAAAAUGGUUAUAGUGAUGAAUGUUUCUUUUACUUC
This is a messenger RNA of Tarenaya hassleriana, 1643 nucleotides long. RefSeq lists its product as uncharacterized. Lineage: Eukaryota; Viridiplantae; Streptophyta; Magnoliopsida; Brassicales; Cleomaceae. The transcript has 2 exons. The coding region runs from base 738 to 1436 and encodes 232 amino acids. The record is from RefSeq and is a predicted model, not a curated record.